AUGGCGCGCGGGGCUGAGCCUCCAGACGGGGGCUGGGGGUGGAUGGUGGUUCUCUCAGCCUUCUUCCAGUCGGCGCUCGUGUUCGGCGUGCUCCGCUCCUUCGGCGUCUUCUUCGUGGAGUUUGUGGCGGCGUUCGAGGAGCAGGCGGCGCGUGUCUCCUGGAUUGCCUCCAUAGGAAUCGCGGUGCAGCAGUUUGGGAGCCCUGUAGGCAGUGCCCUGAGCACGAAGUUCGGGCCCAGGCCCGUGGUGAUGACCGGGGGCAUUUUGGCGGCUCUAGGGAUGCUGCUCGCCUCCUUUGCUACCUCCUUGACUCAUCUAUAUUUGAGUAUUGGGCUGCUGUCAGGCUCUGGCUGGGCCUUGACCUUCGCUCCAACCCUGGCCUGCUUGUCCCGUUACUUCUUCCGCCGUCGAUCACUGGCUACAGGGCUAGCACUGACAGGCGUGGGCCUCUCGUCCUUUGCCUUUGCCCCCCUCUUCCAGUGGCUGCUAAAUCACUAUGCUUGGAGAGGUGCUCUGCUGCUGGUAUCUGCCCUCUCUCUCCACCUGGUGGCCUGUGGUGCUCUCCUCCGCCCCCUUUCGCUGACUGAGGACCCUGCUAUGGGUGGCCCUAAGACUCAGCUUGCCUCCCUCCUUCAUCACGGACCCUUCCUUCGCUACACUGUUGCCCUCACCCUGAUCAACACUGGCUACUUCGUUCCCUAUGUACAUCUGGUGGCCCACCUCCAGGACCUGGAUUGGGACCCGCUGCCUGCUGCUUUCCUACUCUCAGUGGCUGCUAUUUCUGAUCUUGUGGGACGUGUAGCCUCUGGGUGGCUGGGUGAUGCAAUCCCGGGGCCAGUGUCACGACUCCUGAUGUUCUGGACCACCCUGACAGGGGUGUCACUGAUCCUGUUCCCCAUCGCUCAGGCUCCCACAGCCCUAGUGGUUCUGGCUAUAGCCUAUGGCUUCACAUCAGGAGCCUUGACCCCAGUGGCUUUCUCCAUACUGCCUGAACUGGUGGGGACUGGAAGGAUAUACUGUGGCCUAGGAUUGGUGCAGAUGGUUGAGAGCAUCGGGGGGCUCCUGGGGGCUCCUCUGUCAGGCUACCUCCGGGAUGUGACAGGCAACUACACAACUUCUUUUGUGGUGGCAGGGGCCUUCCUCAUCGCAGGGAGUGGAGUUCUUCUAACCCUGCCUGGCUUUUUCUCCUGCGUCUCACCACCUACCUCCAGGCCCCAGGACUUUAUCAAUGAGGCCCUAGAUACCAAAGUCCCCCUGCCCAGGGAAGGCGUGGGAGAGAACUGA
Molecule: messenger RNA, 1284 nt
Organism: Elephantulus edwardii (Cape elephant shrew)
Lineage: Eukaryota; Metazoa; Chordata; Mammalia; Macroscelidea; Macroscelididae
Gene: SLC16A13
Product: solute carrier family 16, member 13
Exons: 4
Coding region: 1-1284 (427 amino acids)
Biological process (GO): monocarboxylic acid transport; transmembrane transport
Molecular function (GO): monocarboxylic acid transmembrane transporter activity
Source: RefSeq, a predicted model, not a curated record